Triticum turgidum subsp. durum (durum wheat) is the source of this 1422-nucleotide messenger RNA. The record is from the annotation of a GenBank genome assembly. Lineage: Eukaryota; Viridiplantae; Streptophyta; Magnoliopsida; Poales; Poaceae.
AUGGCGUCGGAGACCGCACCGUUCUGCGUCACAGGGACGGCGGGCAAGGGCGGCGCGUCCGCGCCACGCCCGCACGGCCGCGUCGUGCUGGCCGCGCGCAUCCACGACACGCUCGUCUUCGCCGCGGGCGCCGUGGCGGCCGUGCUCGUGCUCCUCUGCUUCUCAUCCCUGCUCGCGCCCGCGCCCCUGCCCAACCUCGUCGCCGGCCCCUCCCUCCCCUUCCCCACCUCCUUCCCGCAGCCGCAGCAGGAGAACGACGACGGCAACGAGGAAAGCCUGUACGCCCGGGUCGCCGCGGCGCCGCGCACGUUCUACGACGACGCGAAGCUGUCCUACGCCGUGGACGGCCGGCGGGUGACCGGCUGGGACGCGAAGCGCGCCGAGUGGCUGCGCCUGCACUACCCGCGCGGCCUCCGCGCGCGCCGCGGGCCUGGGGAGCGCGUCGUCAUGCUCUCGGGGUCCCAGUCCUACCCGUGCGCCGGCGACGGCGGCGACCACAUGCUGCUCCGCUUCCUCAAGAACAAGGUGGACUACUCCCGCCUCCACGGGAUGGAGCUGCUCUACAACACGGCGCUGCUGCAGCCCGACAUGGUGGCCUACUGGGCCAAGAUCCCCGUGGUGCGCGCCGCCAUGCUCGCCCACCCGGAGGCCGAGUGGGUCUGGUGGCUCGACGCCGACGCCGUCAUCACCGACAUGGACUUCUCGCCCCCGCUCGCCACCAGGUAUAAAGAUUACAACCUCGUCGUCCAUGGCUGGGACCGGGAGGUGUACGAGGCCAGGUCCUGGGUCGGCCUCAACGCCGGCGUCUUCCUCAUCCGCAACUGCCAGUGGUCGCUCGACUUCAUGGACGCCUGGGCCAGCAUGGGCCCGGCCUCGCCGCAGUACUCUCAAUGGGGCAAGACCCUCAAGGCCACGCUCAGCGACAAGCCCGACGCCGAGUCCGACGACCAAUCCGCGCUCGCCUACCUCCUCCUCAAGAACCGCAACAAGUGGGGCGCCAGGACGUACCUCGAGAACGAGUACUACUUCCAGGGAUACUGGGCGGAGAUCGUGGACAAGCUCGACGGCGUCGCGGCGCGGUACAGGGCGGCGGAGCGGCGGUUCGGGCCGGCCCUCCGGCGGCGGCACGCGGAGGGGGACCACGCGCUGUACGCGGCCGCCAGGAACGCCGCCCUGAGGAAGAAGUCCGGCGGCGUCCCGGGGCCCGACGGGGGCGGGCAGAAGGCGUCCGCCUGGCGCCGGCCCUUCGUGACGCACUUCACCGGCUGCAACCCCUGCGGCGGCAGGCCCAACGAGAUCUACUCCAACGAGAGCUGCGCCGAGGGGAUGCGCCGCGCGCUCAACCUCGCCGACGACCAGGUGCUCCGCGCCUACGGCUUCCGCCACGCCGGACCGCUCAAGGACGACGUGCGCCCGCUCUAG